Ruditapes philippinarum (Manila clam) is the source of this 2118-nucleotide messenger RNA. RefSeq lists its product as uncharacterized. NCBI's taxonomy places the organism in Eukaryota, Metazoa, Mollusca, Bivalvia, Venerida, Veneridae. The record is from RefSeq and is a predicted model, not a curated record. The transcript is spliced from 4 exons. Bases 68 to 1981 code for a protein of 637 amino acids.
UGAGCCGUUCUCCAGGAAAACCUGCCAAAAUGACAUCGAUUAUGACGUUGGGAAUUUCCCGAUAAAUAUGACGUCAUACUUGAAAGCACAUGAUUUGGAGAGUUUGCUUUCCGAGCAUUUUGGUGUGACGCCCGUUUCGACACCCUGGGGAUCGCAGGAGGAGGUUGAUGUAUCUACCCUGUGUUUAGACUCGGACGAAGAUGAUCCCGAGUUAGAUGUUGAUCAGCGGGUCCAAGAUUACAUAGACACGCUUCCAGAUGACAUAACAGGGGCUUCUGUUACUAGUGACAGCGAGGGUGAAGCAGAAGUUGAUUGUGAUCUGCCCCAAAAUGACGAAGACGUGAACAGAAUUACCCUUUAUCAUAAGAAUGGUUGUGGGUGCAAGAAAAACUGCAUUAAACAGUUUACUAUUUCUGACAUUUUUGAUCACAUAUUGAAUAUUAGGGAAAUGGAAAAGCAAGAUAAAGAACUGUAUAUAAUGGCAACUGUAGUAAACAGCCCUCAGAAUGAAUUGACAAAGCGCGGGAAGAAACGUCAGAAAGGUCACCAUGACUUUUCAUUAGUUGGGAAACCAGUGUGUAGGACUGUGUUUAUGUUGGCCUUUGAUAUCAAGCGGAGCGCUCUUCAAAAUAUCCUAACACAUGUUGAUCAGCAUGGUGUGGUUCAAAGAAUUCACGGCAACAAAGGGAAAAAACCUGUCAAAUCUUUAAAGUUUGAAGAUAUUAAACAUGCGGUGACAUAUGUUUCCCAAACUGCUGAAGACAUAGGUAUACCACAACCGGCUGCACCACGUGGAUCAGACAACAUACCACCAGUUUACUUACCAAGUGCUACUACAAAACUUGAUAUUCACAAGAAAUACGAAACAUCAUGCCUUGAAUCUGUACCAACAAAAAGGGCUGUUCAUUAUAAAACUUUCUGCAACAUCUGGAAGCAAUGUUUACCACACAUCAAAAUUGCAUCUCCACGCGACGACGUUUGUGCAACUUGUGAAAAAUUAAGAAAAGUUGUGAUGGAUUCCAGAACCGAGGAUGAAAAAUUGCAGGGCACCGCAAAUCUUAGAGAGCACAUUGUCAACGCACAAAAAGAAAGAGAAGUCUACAACACAUGCAUUGCAAAUGCUAAAGGUCUGUUUGAGACAGGGGACAGGCGACAUUCUCAUUUCACCUUUGAUUUCAGCCAGAAUUUAUCGCUACCACACCAUUCAAGACAGAUGGGGCCAACUUAUUUUAUGACAUUGCGCAAAGUGCAAUUGUUUGGUGUACGCAAUGACGGAACAUCAACACAAUACAACUUCCUUGUAGACGAGAAUGAGACUAUUGGCCCUGAUGGUACUCAAACUCACGGACCUAACGCUGUUAUCAGUAUGGUGGACUGGGUGAUAGAAAGGGACCAUGCGGAGGGACCAACAAUUUCACUACAUGCCGAUAAUUGCCCAGGACAGAAUAAAAACUACUAUAUGCUGGGAUAUUUAAUGUGGCGUGUUCUGUCUGGACGUCAGGAGAAGAUUGAGUAUAUGAUGCAGAUACCUGGUCACGCUCGCUGCCAUGUUGAUGCUGGCUUUGCCCGCAUAAAACAACUUUACCGAAGGACAGACACGGAUGCUCUUGGCCAACUUACGGAAGUUGUAAAUCAAUCAUCAUCUACAAGCCAGUGUAUCCGUUACCCUACAUGGACAUGGCGAGACUGGAAAGGAUUUCUGAAAACGUACUUCAAACCGCUCCAAGGCAUCAGAAAGUAUCAAUAUUUUCGUAUGAGCCGAGAUCAUCCUGGAAUGGUGGUGGUUAAAGAGAGCUGCGAUAAAGCCGAGGAGACGUUCUCCAUCAUGAAAUCAAACAACUUUCAGUUUGAACGGGGACACUUGCCACAAGUACUCCAACCAGGUGGAAUGUCUGCUGCACGACGCAGAUAUCUUUACAGCACAGUUCGGCCCUAUGUGCGACCUAUAUUUCAAGAUGAAACAUGUCCAGGAGAGACUUAGACAAGUUUUAAUUAGAACACUUAUGUUACCAUGGCAACGGAUAGAAAAGACAUUAUCUGACUCCUGUUAUGAUGAUUUUUUAUGUUAUUAUCAAAUGGUUUCUGUAAACAAGUAUAAUGAAUAUGUUACAAACUACA